AUGUCCAGCACUCCAGAGCCUGCGAACAAGAAGCGCGGUCGACCAAAGAAAGUUGUGGUCGUCGUAGCACCGAACAAGUCCUCCGCAGGCACAACCGCAGCCGCAUCUACAACUGCGAACGCUGCCAUACAAAGAUCCAGCCCAACAUACACGAACAAUCCAAACCCCGCUACCACCACCACCACCAUAACUCCACGCAAAGCGUCGACCAAAGCCCAUCCAGCACCAGUAUCAGAGAUAAACCAGACAACUCCAGCAGCAAUUAGGGAGAAAUCCAGUGUGACGAAGGGCUGCCCGACCCCACUGAAAAGCACGAAAUCCCCAUCUACCACCUCCACAUCGAAUCCACCUUCCCAGCUAUCCAUCAAGUUCCAAACGCCAUCCACACAGUCGAAUCCCCAUUCGGCCACCGCGGCGAUACGUGAGAAGCAGAAGUGGGAUAGGAAGCAACAGGUGGGAGCGGGAGCUGGGCCUUCUACCGUUCAGGCUAAUGGGGAUAUAUCAUCCCGGGCCAAGUCUGCCAGGAUUGAGAACACAAUUGUUGGACAGGGAAAUCAGGGAGGUCUGAGGCCACAGCCGGAGACGAUUCCCGUAAAACCCUUCGUUGACGGCGCUGCGGCGCAAGGUUCCAACAUCCUCAACUCCCUGGCGGCUAGCAACAACAGUAAAUCAGCAGCAGCAGAGGAUAAGUUUAAUAGAAUUGCAGGGUCCACAGGGUCUACGACAAACAUGGCCCCUCCCGUACGCAAGUUCUCAGCAUCCCCUUCCCAGCAGUCGUCUUCUCCACCUCCUAUCAAACCACCGGCGAAACGCGCCUCUCCUCUUUCGGCACAGCGGCUAAGCUCACAAAGAUUGGAGCCGGCCCAGGCGCAGGCUGAGAGUGCUAAACUGCGAGAUAUCAGGCAAACGAAGCAGUAUAAAACUCUGGCGAGACGAUGGACAUCCGCCAUGGUUGCAUUACCGAUCCUAAUAUAUACCAGUUAUGAGCUAUAUGAACGAGUGUUCGCCAAUAAACCCCCGCGCAGCCUACCGGGAACCAACCAUUUCCCACCCGUGAAUGAAAACUCCCGUUCUCCAUCGCCAUCGCCAUCGCCAAUCACGCCCUCAUCAGCAUCGACGACGGAAACCUGA
Messenger RNA from Paracoccidioides brasiliensis Pb18, 1131 nucleotides. RefSeq lists its product as uncharacterized. The record is from RefSeq and is a predicted model, not a curated record. The transcript has 4 exons. Bases 1 to 1131 code for a protein of 376 amino acids.